Messenger RNA from Brassica rapa (field mustard), 2994 nucleotides. Its product is annotated as sodium/hydrogen exchanger 8. Gene Ontology annotation, cellular component: plasma membrane; chloroplast envelope. The record is from RefSeq and is a predicted model, not a curated record. Gene Ontology annotation, molecular function: potassium:proton antiporter activity; sodium:proton antiporter activity. NCBI's taxonomy places the organism in Eukaryota, Viridiplantae, Streptophyta, Magnoliopsida, Brassicales, Brassicaceae. Gene Ontology annotation, biological process: potassium ion transmembrane transport; proton transmembrane transport; sodium ion import across plasma membrane.
AGAUUCAGAGCGGUUUGAAGCAAUUUAGAGCGAUUUGAAUGAUUGUUGCAAACCGUCGAUAAUCAAUACCAAUCGCAAAAGCUGCGUUUGCGGGUGGUAGCGGAAAAACCAGUCGUCCCAAAAUCAGGAUGCGAGCCAAUUAAACCUUAUCCUAGUCGUUAUUCAGAAACCGUACAAAAACCGGUAUACGCAAACAAAAUUCGGUUGGACAUCGAUUACAUUCGGUCCAAUAAAUAAAUUUCGGCUAGGUUAUUUUAAUUUUCGUACCAAAGAUAAACACAAACCGCUUCAGUCCUCAGUCACUACCCCCAUUAAAUCGAGAGUCCCCCCAUUCAUUUAUCUUCCUUCUGCUUCCGUUUGACGGAGAUGACGAGUAUCACCGACGCGGUGGUUCCGUACUUUUCACCGGAGAAAACAAGUUUGUCGUUGUCGUAUUCCGCCGAGAGCGGUUCGAGACCUGUAGAUGCAGUUAUCUUCGCGGGAGUUUCGCUGGUUCUCGGCACAGCCUGCAGACAACUGUUUAACGGCACCAGAGUUCCGUAUACCGUCGUUCUCCUCGUCAUCGGCAUCGUUCUCGGAUCUCUAGGUUUUCAUUAGAGUACGGGACUAAUCACAGCCUUGGGAAGAUGGGCCAUGGUAUUCGUAUCUGGAACGAUAUUAACCCUGACCUACUUUUGGCUGUUUUUCUCCCUCCUCUUCUUUUUGAGAGCUCAUUCUCCAUGGAUGUUCACCAGAUCAAGAGAUGUCUUGGACAAAUGGUUCUGCUUGCUGGCCCUGGAGUUUUGAUUUCCACGUUUUGGAUUGGUUCUCUCUUGAAGCUUACUUUUCCAUAUAACUGGGAUUGGAAAACAUCAUUGUUGCUUGGAGCACUUUUAGGUGCUACCGACCCUGUGGCUGUUGUUGCUUUGCUGAAGGAGCUUGGUGCUAGUAAGAAGAUGACCACUAUAAUUGACGGGGAGUCCUUGAUGAAUGACGGGGUGUCAGUUGUGGUCUUCCAGUUAUUCUUGAAGAUGGUGAUGGGGAGUACCUCUGAUUGGAGUUUCAUAAUCAAAUUUCUUACUCAAAACUCGUUUGGAGCUGUAGGCAUUGGUGUAGCUUUGGGCAUUGCAUCAGUUUUUUGGCUUAGAUUCGUGUUUAAUGACAUAGUGGUUCAGAUCACUGUAACGCUUUCAGUUAGCUAUUUCGCGUAUUACACUGCUCAAGAGUGGGCUGGGGUUUCUGGAAUUUUGACUGUGAUGACUUUGGGGAUGUUUUUCGCUGCAUUUGCAAGGACAGCAUUUAAGGGUGAGAACCACCAGAGUUUGCAUCACUUCUGGGAAAUGGUCGCUUAUAUUGCAAACACAUUAGUUUUUAUACUCAGUGGUGUUAUUAUUGCUGUAGGCGACUUUAGCAGUCGGAAAAUAUCUUACGAAGGAGCCUCGUGGGGCUUUCUUUUCCUCUUAUACUUGUAUGUCCAACUAUCCCGAUGUGUAAUGGUUGGAGUUUUGUACCCAUUGCUACGUCGUUUUGGCUAUGGCUUAGAUUGGAAGGAAUCCAUCAUACUCACGUGGUCUGGAUUAAGGGGUGCUGUGUCCCUAUCACUCGCUCUAUCUGUAAAACAAUCAAGUGGCAAUUCGUAUAUUAGUUCGGAGACGGGAACAAGGGUGAGGUUUAAAUUUUAUUUUUAUUUUUGGGAUUAUUUUUUUUUGGGUUAUCUUGAGGUUGCAGCUGUUUUGCAGUUUCUGUUCUUUACUGGUGGGAUUGUGUUCCUAACUUUGGUUGUUAAUGGAUCCACUACCCAAUUCCUCUUGCACCUUCUUCGCAUGGACACUUUAACGGGCACCAAGAAAAGAAUACUGGAGUAUACAAAGUUUCAAAUGAUGAACACCGCCUUCAAAGCUUUUGAAAACCUUGGAGAUGACGAGGAGCUUGGAUCUGCUGACUGGCAUACAGUUAUAGGACAUAUUCCAAGUUUGAAAAAUUUACAAGGGGAACAAGUUGAUCCUCAUGAUGGGUGUGAAGCUGGCAAUGUUGACCCAACGAAUAUAAUGGACAUACGUAUACGCUUCUUAAAUGGUGUUCAGGCAGCUUACUGGGAGAUGCUUGAUGAUGGGAGGAUUACACAAGGUACUGCCAACGUUUUGAUGCAAUCAGUAGAUGAGGCACUCGACCUUGUUUCUACAGAGUCUUUAUGCGACUGGAGAGGUUUAAAACCGUGUGUUCAUUUCCCAAAGUACUACAAGUUUCUUCAAUCAAGAAUUAUCCCCCGCAAGUUCGUCAGUUAUUUAAUCGUUGAAAGACUCGAAUCUGCUUGUUACAUUUCCUCUGCAUUUCUCCGUGCUCAUAGGAUUGCGCGACAGCAAUUGCAUGGCUUUCUAGGUGACAGUGACAUUGCUUCUGUUGUAAUCAAUGAAAGUGAGGUGGAGGGAGAAGAAGCAAAACAAUUCUUGGAAGAUGUCCGAGAUUCAUUUCCUCAGGUUUUGAGUGUUUUGAAAACAAGACAAGUAACACAUUACGUGCUGAACCAUCUAAAUGGGUAUAUCAAAAAUCUUGAGAAGGUUGGGCUUUUAGAAGGAAAAGAGGUUUCUCAUCUUCAUGAUGCUGUCCAGUCUGACUUGAAGAAGCUCCUGAGAAAUCCUCCUUCACUAAAACUUCCAAAUGCACACGAUUUGAUCACCACCAAUCCUUUAUUGAGACCUCUCUGAGCAUUAGCAAUGUUAGCUCAAGCUUCAUGGAUUUUUUGGCCAUGGACGAGACAGUCAUGAACCUUUCGUGUUCGUUUCAUGAUUUCAAUUAAGACUCUCCUUGUCAGAAUCAACUCGAGAAGACUCAGUUUCAUGAGCGGUUCAGCAACUCGUUCUUUUUACUUUUUUGAGUAGUUUAAGGAUCCGAGUUCGUAUGCGUAUAGUUUUACUUGUAGGGAAAAUACAUUUUCAAGGGGAAAUUGUAAAAUAGUUAUUGAAUAAAUUUGAGAGGCAAAAAAUAAAUAAAUAAAUUUAAGCUAUUAUGGUUUAA